Molecule: messenger RNA, 1068 nt
Organism: Vanrija pseudolonga
Lineage: Eukaryota; Fungi; Basidiomycota; Tremellomycetes; Trichosporonales; Trichosporonaceae
Gene: RIB7
Product: 2,5-diamino-6-ribosylamino-4(3H)-pyrimidinone 5'-phosphate reductase
Exons: 8
Coding region: 1-975 (324 amino acids)
Biological process (GO): transcription initiation at RNA polymerase II promoter; riboflavin biosynthetic process; nucleotide-excision repair
Cellular component (GO): transcription factor TFIIH core complex
Molecular function (GO): 5-amino-6-(5-phosphoribosylamino)uracil reductase activity
Source: RefSeq, a predicted model, not a curated record
AUGGACCUGCCCGCGCGGCCCGUCGUGCCGCCCUUCCUCACGCAGCUGGUGGCCUCGCGCACGCUCGCGGCGAAGCAGAGCGGACGGCCACAUGUCACGCUGACGUGGGCGCAGUCGCUUGACGCCAAGCUCGCUGGGCCUGGCGGCGCGCGCGUCAUCCUGAGCGGCAAGGAGAGCAUGCUCAUGACGCAUUGGCUGCGGACGAUGCACGACGCGAUCCUUAUCGGCGUCAGCACCGCCGUGCUUGACGACCCCCGACUGAAGAUCCAGCUCGUGCCCCAGGACGAUCCCUCCCUCCUCCCCCCGCAGCCGAUCGUCUUCGACCCCUCCCUCCGCCUCUCGCCCACGGCGCGCAUGAUCUCCGAGUGGGCCAAGCACGGCGCGAACAACGAGCAGGCUGUCGGGCCGGGUAUUGUGCGGCAGCCGUGGAUCGUGUGCGGGGAGAAGGCGAGCCUCGAGCAGGAGCGCGUGCUCGUGCAUGCUGGGGCUAGGGUUAUCCGAGUCGUGCUGGACGAUGAUGGCCUCGUGCCCCCCACCGCCCUGCCGGAAAUCAUGACCGAGCUCGGCCUGUCCUCGAUCAUGAUCGAAGGCGGCAGCCGCGUGCUCUCGACGUUCCUGCACGCCGGCGACCGCCCAGACGGGAGCAAGCUCGUCGACAGCGUCAUUGUGACCGUCGCGCCGGCGUUCAUAGGCGAGGGCGUCGGCGUCGUGCCAGUCGGAGAAGACGUCGGCCUCCCGCCGCUCAAGUACCUCCACACCGAGACGAUGGGCAAGGACGCAGUCAUGGUCGACUCGGCGGCCAAGACGAUCCUGAUGCACCUCGACUCGCAGAGGGAAGGCCAGGCAAAGUUUGUGCUCAAGGACAUCGACGACCACCACGUCCUCGUCAAGACCGCACACGUCGAGGAGAUCCGCGACGCGCUAGCGAGCGAGCUCGAGAAGAACACCUAUGUGCCGGAUCCCGACAUGCGGUAGGCGACAGCACAGCGGGUAUAGACCGGCGGAAUGCGCGCAGAGCCGGCGGGCAGUGUUCGUGCGUGCUCGGAGGGGGGUGGGCGGAUGCGCGGC